UCUCCGCAUCACCCACAUCCGGAUAGCUGGACACCCCUAUGAUCUCCGGCCGCCAGUGAGUGGGUGGAUAAUGGAGGACCAGUCGGGGGACAGUGGCGAGGACGGAGACCACCUGUGGGCCUACAUGACGGCGGAGUGCCUGAACCAGUGUCCAGCCAAACUGUCCCCGACGAAGCGAUUGCUGAUACUUGGCGAUGACGAGGCGCACAAAAAGGCACUGGUCGCCAGGCUUCACGGAGUCUCCCCCAAAGUUGGACCCAUCAACGGUAACGGCCUCCAGUACAGCUUCUUGAACGUGAGGGACGAACUUCUGGAGAACCAGGCCAGGCUUGGGAUAUGGAUCCUUGAUGACGAUCCUUCGUUCGGAGCACUGCUCAAGUAUGUGAUGAGUGCUGAGCACUUGGAGGACACGACUGUGCUCCUUCUAGGAUCUAUGACGACGCCGUGGAACAUACGGAACAAAGUAAGCAUGUGGACUAGGCUGUUGCAAGAACAUAUCGAGAAAUUUCCUGAUACUAUCCUUUAUGAGCAGAAGGCGAAAAACUUGAACAGAUUUCGUGAGUACGUCGAGCCGGGACUGAGUAUCUACGGCAGCCUCAACGAAGAACAGAAAGAUAUUGAGAUCAAUUUAGGGGUUGACAUCAUCGUGGUGAUCACACAAACAGACCAUAUGAAAGUGCUGGAAACCGAUUACGGCUACGAAACCGAGCACUUCGAUUUCAUGCAGUUAGUUCUUAGACAGUUUUGUCUGUCAUACGGAGCUUCCCUGUUUUAUGUUUCUCUAAAAGAGGACAAAAAUUGUGAUCUUCUGCUGAAGUACAUCCUUCAUCGAAUCUAUGCCUUUCCUUUCCGGAUUCCCGCCAUUCUCCUGGAGAGGGACGCCAUCUUUGUCCCAUCAGGUUGGGACAGCGAGAACAAAAUACGAAUCCUUGCUGAGUCCCUCAACACCAUACCUUUGACCACUCCUUUCGAAGACGUUGUCUACCAACCGAGGAGGACUCUUAGUCAACAACAUCGAGCAGAAGUGGUCGCACAAUACGAUCAAGAGUUCCUCUGUAAUCUGCAGAACGCCCUAGCUCGAACUGAUCCGGAGACACCCCCUUCAGAAGUGAGAACUGAAGUAGUGCAGAGGGCAGGUCCGACCCGUAGGCCACGCCCCACAGCAGUUCCCAAAAAGCAAGCUUCAGUGGUUGUGCCAGGAAAUGGUGAUACAAUCUUGCACACGUUCUUCAAAAACUUACUGGAUAAGAGGAGAAGUCUUCCAGCCGAUCGGCCGGAUGGACUUGGUGGACGUAGGGCGUAUGACGAAAGCAGUGAACCAAAACUCGAAAAUGGGGAGCAUACGAGGCAAAGCCGGGAAUUUCAGAGAAGCAUAUCACACGCACAGAGUUCCUUCGCCGAAAAUGAAUUAGACUACGAAACAGAAGACUCAGUGGAAGAACAAUCAGACGAUACUCAAGAUUCUAAGGUGCAUCCUUUACCAGAGUACUUUAUGAGUGAUUUUGGGGAAAGUAUUCAGGAAAACAACUCAGAGGAACAUCUGGACCGUUACCCUGCUUCACGGCAGAAUUCGGAGGACAAAGCUUUGCAUUCGACGAAAGACCCUGUCGAAGUACCUCCGUUGGAAGCCAAGCACAAGUGUGAAGAGAGCUCGUCUUAGUUAUCGUCUUCCAAGCUCGUGAUAUAAUGUAUGCCUUCGUAAACUGCUUAUGUGCUCAUAUCUUUUUUCUGUUUCAUUAUCCACAGCUUAGCAAGAUGUCGGCAAAACUCCUCAAAUAAUGUGCACACAAUGAUCUCUUUUUACGUUCAUCGUACUCUUGGUUUCACCCUUAGGCUACCAACAAAACAUACAUUAUUAAUGAAAUGUAUUAUAACUACCGAUUGAACUUCAUUAACUCUAAAACUGUCUAUCUGAGGUCUCAGUUGAUCUAAGUUCUGAGAAUUAACAGUUAGACCUACUAAUCCUUAAUAGUAGUACGACUAGGAAACCUAAAUAUAUCUACACCUUACAAGACAUAAUUACUAUCAAACUUGACUCCAUUCUAAAGUACACUCUAUAUGCACAUUUUGGAGGAAAAAGAGGGUUUCACAUUUAAUAAGAUUUCUAAAAUAAAUAUUAGAUGGUAAUCUUAGGGUUUAAAAACAUCCGAUUUCUUAAAGCACGGAAAACUCGAAUCAAUGAAGUAACAGUUUAAGGUUCAAAAAUUCAAAAAAAAAAAAAAUCAUUGGUUAUAAUUUUGAUUGAAAUACUUCACGUCCAAAGACCUUAUUAAAUUGCUAACUUAUUGAGGUUCAUAAAAAAUAAUUUAAAAGAAAAUUGUGAAAUGUGAAUUCACUAUAAAUAUUUGUUGAAUAAGUCAUUCAUUUAAGUUGUACUCUAUACAGCCUCUCGACGACUUAAGUAAUACAUGCUAUUGCAAUAAAUUUAUCGUCAUAAACAGAAGUUGAACACUAAAAAUGUCGAUGUUUAUAUUCUUUACCUUCAAAACAUUUUUAUAAUUUUCUUUAACUUGUCGACAUCUUGCACAUCUAUAUAUCUAUGCAAAGCGAUGUUUGUCUGCUUAUUUUUUUUAAAACUGUUCCAUGUUUAAUUUGAAAAACAAAUGGAUAGCCAAUGUUUUAAAAUCGACUGCAAAAGUGAUAAGCUCUUUUGCGCUGCUUUCUGGCACACAUGCAGUACCCACGCUUCAAUGUUUGUGGUCGCUAUCAAAGGAUAUUUGAAACCAAUUCUAUAUUCUUUCGCUGUUACCGAAUAUACGAGUGUGUCAACCAGUAUUGUUUUCUAAAUUCUACCCAUGAUGCCCAGCACUCUUUUGCUAAAGACAAGAUAAAUGCAGCGACUAAUAAAUUUCAUUUGGUAAAGACAUGGAUGUGCGGCAUGAUUCCAAUCGCAGAAUCCAAGAAGAGACGACGGAGCUUCCAAAUAAGAAUUGUUUGGGGAAAUUUUUUGGUCUUUUGUUUCCUUUGGUAAAUUGUCCAUCAGAUAUUUUUACUUAUUUUUAAGAGUUGACGGUGCUCUGAAAACAAACAUUAAUUUUAAAUAAAUUAGGUAUUGCAUCCUCUGCUAACAAUUGCUUGUUGCUGAUGUUCAGUUAUUCGUUCAAUUCUUAAAAAUUGCAUUCACAUAACUCGAUCCCAAAGAUUAUCAAUUACCGAACAAAAGCAGCAAACAUAUUUCAUCGCCUUGCUAUUAAUCUAGUUCAGCUUUUUUUUUCUGUGAGGACGCAGUGUGUGUAGAUGGUUUUUCUUCAAUCCUUUAUUUUCGCCGAAAGCGUGCGAAAAAUUAUUUUAAGUGAAUAAAUUAUUCGCCUCUUAUAAAUCCCCAGUAUUCCUCCUAUUUGUAGCAAAAAUCAAACUAUGAACAUUAUUUUCUGAAAAUUAUACAAUUAUAAAGGGACAAAUGCAGAUUAGAUGUACAAAUUAAAUUGCUAAUACUUAUUUCUAAGUGUAGAAUUGUGUAAAUAAAAUGAUGUGAUGCAACAAACAAAGAAAGGUGUGGAACUUUUUACUUGAUUUUAUUGUUAUCAUUCAAAACAGAAGUGCUUACUUUCA
This is a messenger RNA of Uloborus diversus, 3552 nucleotides long. RefSeq names its product cytoplasmic dynein 1 light intermediate chain 1-like. Lineage: Eukaryota; Metazoa; Arthropoda; Arachnida; Araneae; Uloboridae. Gene Ontology annotation, molecular function: dynein heavy chain binding. Bases 71 to 1660 code for a protein of 529 amino acids. The transcript is spliced from 2 exons. Gene Ontology annotation, cellular component: centrosome; cytoplasmic dynein complex. Gene Ontology annotation, biological process: microtubule-based movement; microtubule cytoskeleton organization. The record is from RefSeq and is a predicted model, not a curated record.